Cyphomyrmex costatus is the source of this 1089-nucleotide messenger RNA. RefSeq names its product cuticular protein 2 (gene CPR2). The transcript is spliced from 2 exons. The record is from RefSeq and is a predicted model, not a curated record. Gene Ontology annotation, cellular component: extracellular matrix. NCBI's taxonomy places the organism in Eukaryota, Metazoa, Arthropoda, Insecta, Hymenoptera, Formicidae. Bases 47 to 982 code for a protein of 311 amino acids.
AUCAGUCUUGCUUUGGUCGAUCCAAACCAACCAAAUCCACUCAAGAAUGGCAUUCAAGUUUGUUGUUUUCGCUGCCUUCGUGGCCGUCGCCAACGCUGGUGUUCUCGCGCCUGCCGCCUCCUUGGCUUACGCUGCGGGACCCGCGGUUGUCGCCGCUCCCGUUGCCAAGGCAGUGGUGGCUAAGGCUAUCGAUGCCGACUUCGACCCGCAUCCACAAUACAGCUACGCCUAUGACGUGCACGACAGCCUGACCGGAGAUGCCAAGAGCCAACACGAGACCCGUGACGGCGACCUCGUCCAGGGUAGCUACUCCCUCUUGGAAGCCGAUGGUACCAGGCGCACCGUUGACUACACCGCUGAUCCAGUCAAUGGAUUCAACGCCGUAGUCCGCAAGGAACCCGUCGCCGUUGCCGUCAAAGCUGUCGCCCCAAUUGCCACCCCCAUCGCAUCCGCUGCCCCCCUUGCCUACGCUGCCCCAAUCGCCAAGAUCGCCGCUCCCGUCGCCAAGCUGGCCACCCCUGUAGCUGCUGCAUCCUUCACCUACGCCGCUCCCGUCGCCAAGUUGGCCACCUCAGUAGCUGCUGCACCUCUCGCCUACGCUACCCCCGUCGCCAAAUUCGCCGCCCCGAUCGCUGCCCCCCUCACCUACACCGCCCCCGUAGCUAAAAUCGCCACCCCUGCCGUAGCCCACAUCGCGCACGCUGCACCCCUUGCCUACACCGCGCAAGCCUCCCCUCUUGCGUAUGCCGCACACGCCUCCCCUCUUGCAUAUGCUGCACACGCCUCCCCCCUUGCAUAUGCUGCCCCCGCCUCCCCCCUUGCAUAUGCUGCCCCCGCCUCUCUGGCAGCUCCUCUUGCAGCUCCUCUUGCUGCCCCUCUUGCUACCUCCUUCGCUAAAAUCGCUGCUGCACCCGCCAUCUCCUAUGCCGCCCCGGCUGCAUCUGCCAUCUCUUAUGCCGCCCCAACUGCCUACAUUCAUUAAUCGUGUUGACCACGCCAACCUACAUUGUCUCGACUCAGGCUGAACUUAUUUAUUUUUAUAUCAUGUACAUGUUCUUUUUAUGACUGAUUAAAGAAAUUACACACUUA